Messenger RNA from Hemicordylus capensis (graceful crag lizard), 3889 nucleotides. RefSeq names its product cleavage stimulation factor subunit 1 (gene CSTF1). The record is from RefSeq and is a predicted model, not a curated record. Gene Ontology annotation, biological process: mRNA 3'-end processing. The coding region runs from base 1703 to 3424 and encodes 573 amino acids. Gene Ontology annotation, molecular function: RNA binding; protein binding. The transcript is spliced from 8 exons. Gene Ontology annotation, cellular component: mRNA cleavage stimulating factor complex. NCBI's taxonomy places the organism in Eukaryota, Metazoa, Chordata, Lepidosauria, Squamata, Cordylidae.
CCCCAUCAUCUGGUACAUACGCACGAAAGGAAGUUGAGGGCCCGGGAAGGCCAGUUAGUCUCUUUCUUCCUGUACUGAGUUGCCCAGCAGGGCGAGCGUUGACUCCACGUGCGCGCUUAACGCUCCGCUGCGUCUCUUCUCUUGCGGAGGUGUUGGGCGCUACGCCGAUUGCGUAAAGUUGUCGCGCGCAGGAGUCUGCAGCCGGGAAAGCCUGGUGCGGGUGGCGAGAGGCUUCUCCUUUACGCAAAUAGCGUAUCGCCUCAGGCAGUUCUAACGGUGGCUGAAGGACCCCAUUCUAACACACAAGCACGCACGCACACAGUCCUUUCCUCGGUCGAUUAUGAUGGUGUCAGUAUAAGGCUGAGGCGGGGAGGCUCAGAAAUAUCUAUCCUCACACACCCACACCCUUUGAGGGCAAAAGCCUUACCCUGAGGUGGCUUCUGUGUCCUUCAUGAGGCUGGUAGGCCCAGCUCAGGGCCCUUGUGUGUGGCCCACCAUCCAAUGACACAUGUGUUUUUUGAGGCUACCACUUGACAUGAGCAGACCAGCCUAGAUGCAUACAAGAUUGGGCCUGGGCCACUGCUGAUGGGUAACUGGGUGCCACCAGUGUCCUAUAAUAUAUAGUGGCCAGCAGUUCCAUAUUCCCCCAGGACGGCGGUGGCAAGGCCUGCAGCUGUACUCUGGAAACUGUGGCUUCUGUGUGCCACAAGGUGAAGGAGAAAUACAAGAAGUGAAGUGGGCUGCUGCAAUUGUGCUUGCACAGUAAGAACUGGCUUUCCCCAGAGCACAGGUCUAUCAGGCCAGCUCUGAAAGACUGCACUGCCAUUUUGGAAACAGCCCUAACUUGCAAAAUAGGGUUACAGCAUGACUGUGGGCUCACCAAGGCAGUAGGAUCAUACACUCUUUCUGGGUUGCUCCCAGUAAGUAAUAGCAAGCAUACAAAGAAGAUACACGACUUCUAAGUGGCACAUGGCUGGAUUUACAACUGAAGGGCUAUCUUGAAGGGAUGCUAAACUGUUGUCCUCCAAACGUGAAUCAACUGUAAAUUAAUACUGCCUAUGAGCUCAACGGGAGCAAUGUGAAGAGGAUGUUGGGCUGGUAGGGGCUGUGACUUACGGCACUAUCAGGAUGUGUAGUACUAUGCAACCACCUGGUCUUCCGGUGAUGAGAUGACUCCUACAGUUCAUGGAGCCCAAAAAAGCAUAUGUGACGUGCAAAUUUUCCUCAUUUUGUCAAAAUAGUGGUGUCUGAUCAACCAAACUAUACAGUGGGAGCAUUUGGCUACUAAAUCAAACUAGAGUCAUUCUACAGUUAAGAACUUCUGUUUUCAGGCAAGGGUGAAAGAACAUUCUACCAGGCUAAGUUUCCCACAAUAAGUAAAAUUUGCAUUGAUUGUCAAACCAUUCACUUGUUCUGUCAUACCAAGCUAGCAGUCAAGGCUACUGUGAAUGUAGGCAGAUUCUUACUGCCCAUGUGCUUUGGAAAACUGUGAAAGUGACCCCAAAGUUGCUUUAGGGACCAGAACAGAUAUAAGAUUCAAUAAGAUUGAUACUGUGAUAUUGCCACAAUCUUAAAUCAAUAAGAUUGAUAUUGUGAUAUUGCCACAAAGGUGGCAGAAGGUCAUUUUCACAUCACUUGCUGGGAAUUUCAAAGUGAAAUUUGAAGAGUGUCUGUUAAGUUGCUGCUAGUUCUGUGAGGAAGAAUGUCAAGUCGUCGUAUUUCUUCAGCAUGUGAUAGACGGCAGCUUCUAUGGGGCAUGAAUACCAUGGGAUCACCCACCAAUGAACCACAGCCAAUGCGACUGCCAUUUCUGGAGGUUGAUUUGCGUCUUCAAUCGAUGUGUGUAGGCUCGACACAGCAGCCUGUUCGGCGGAGCGGCCCUCGGUCCAGGCAGCUGCUACCGCCCCCUCCUCUGCCACCGCCGCCGCCUCCCCCACCUGCUCCUCCUCCUCCUCCGUCUGCUUCUCUCCAGCUGCCUCUACAGACGCACAUCGAUAUUCUCGGUUCUCCUGCAGCCAUUUUGAGCGGAGAGCGAUCAAGACCAAAAGACGGGCUGACCGUUGGAAGACAGCCCUUGUUCACAAUGUAUAGGCCAAAAGUAAGCCUGAAAGACAGGCAGCAACUUUACAAGCUGAUUAUUAGUCAAUUGUUAUAUGAUGGAUACAUCAACAUUGCUAAUGGUCUAAUAAAUGAGGUAAAGCCACAAUCUGUAUGUGCACCCUCUGAACAGCUGUUGCAUCUUAUUAAACUAGGAAUGGAGAAUGACGAUAGUGCCGUUCAGUAUGCUAUUGGCCGUUCUGAUACCGUAGCCCCUGGCACAGGUAUUGACUUGGAAUUUGAUGCAGAUGUACAGACGAUGUCUCCAGAGGCUUCUGAAUACGAGACAUGUUAUGUCACAUCUCACAAGGGACCAUGUCGCGUAGCUACAUAUAGUAGAGAUGGACAGCUAAUAGCUACUGGAUCAGCUGAUGCUUCAAUAAAAAUACUUGAUACAGAGAGAAUGUUGGCAAAGAGUGCUAUGCCCAUCGAGGUCAUGAUGAAUGAAACAGCCCAGCAGAACAUGGAGAACCACCCUGUUAUUAGGACUCUCUAUGAUCAUGUGGAUGAGGUGACAUGUUUAGCUUUCCAUCCAACAGAACAGAUUCUUGCCUCUGGCUCAAGGGAUUACACACUUAAAUUGUUUGACUACUCGAAACCAUCUGCAAAAAGAGCCUUCAAAUAUAUCCAGGAAGCAGAAAUGCUGCGUUCGAUCUCUUUCCAUCCUUCUGGAGACUUCAUACUUGUCGGUACCCAGCAUCCCACUCUGAGACUAUACGACGUCAAUACUUUCCAGUGUUUUGUAUCUUGCAAUCCUCAAGAUCAGCACACUGAUGCCAUAUGCUCAGUUAAUUACAAUGCAAGUGCAAACAUGUAUGUAACAGGCAGCAAAGAUGGAUGCAUCAAAUUGUGGGAUGGCGUUUCAAAUCGCUGUAUCACUACUUUUGAGAAAGCGCAUGAUGGGGCUGAAGUCUGUUCUGCCAUUUUCUCCAAGAACUCCAAAUAUAUUCUGUCAAGUGGAAAGGACUCUGUAGCUAAGUUAUGGGAGAUAUCCACAGGGAGAACACUGGUCAAGUAUACAGGAAUCUGGACGUUAGAAAGAAAGGCUUCAACCUCUCUUUCUUGGGGAGCUGGCUUGAGUGGACGCCAGGUUCAUAGGACACAAGCUGUCUUCAACCACACAGAAGACUAUGUGCUGCUUCCCGAUGAAAGGACCAUUAGCCUUUGCUGCUGGGAUUCACGAACUGCUGAACGAAGGAAUCUUCUUUCCUUAGGGCAUAACAGUAUAGUUCGCUGUAUUGUCCACUCUCCUACCAAUCCUGGUUUCAUGACCUGCAGUGAUGACUACAGAGCUCGAUUUUGGUACCGAAGGUCAACCACAGACUGAAGCUGCACUUGUGAAAUAAUUGCCUGGAUUUUAUUCCAUUUUUCUAUUUUCUACCAUAACUGAAUUUAAGUAGUUUUGGAUGGGAUUUUCUCCUCUAGAAAUAAAAACAAUCCAUAUUGGAAGGUAAGAUGGAAGGUCCUGGAAGGUAACAUAUUUUUUUAAAAAAAAUGUUGAAAACAACUGUGAUAGCUUAAAACCUUUCCCGCACCCCCAUUGUUUGUCUGUUCACAUUUAAUAGAACAGGCGGUUUGUGUUCAUUAACCAAACCUGGCCUUAUGUUUUAAGAGCCUUAACUUCUUCCUCGAUUCAUUCAAUGUACAGUUAACUGCUGUUUUGUAUAUAUUUUUUUCAUCUUGUAGUUAUCUAGCUCUGAGUUGGAAUUCUGUACCAUUCUUUUGUGUGUUUUAACUAUUAUUUAGAUCAGUUAAACUUCAAAUGCUCUUAUUAAAUCUCAUUCUUAAAAUG